GCUGGACUAGACAAGCUGGAAAUGUUGGCUUGCGAUCGAAAAAGCCAGUCUGGUCAUAUGCUGCUGAGCUUAAGCCGUGGCAAGGAGGAUUUCCUGAGAAAGACUGUGGAAUCUUUUGCCAACACAAGGGGUUUACUGACAUUGUUUGAAAGCCUCUUUGGGAAGGGAGCUUCUCGAGAGAGUUCUUUCCUUGGCACAGAGGAGAUGGGCAAUGUCAGUACACGAGCACCAGUGCAGGCAGAACUUACUAAAUACGAUAUUGGUGCUGUUCGAAUGCACAACGGCAGUCUCCAGCACCUUGUGUGGCUUGGUUUGCAGUGGAACUCUGUGUCAGUCUUACCCCCAGUGCGGCAACUGUUAAAGCAGCUUUUUCACUUGCCCCAGGAAACAUCAAGGCUUGAGACAGAUGCUCCUGAAUCCCUUUGCCUGUUGGACCUUGAAGUAUUCCUACUCGGGAUGGUAUUCACUUGCAACUUAGAACUGCAAGAGAAGUUUAACACUCGUGAUGAAACACAUCAGCCACCUUUCUUACCGUUGCUGCUGUGCAAACAGUUCUCUACUGAGAAGCAAAGAUCCUGGUGGGAUGCUGUUUGUGCUCUUAUGCAGAAAAAAACAACGUAA
Meleagris gallopavo (turkey) is the source of this 621-nucleotide messenger RNA. NCBI's taxonomy places the organism in Eukaryota, Metazoa, Chordata, Aves, Galliformes, Phasianidae. The record is from RefSeq and is a predicted model, not a curated record.